Molecule: messenger RNA, 1473 nt
Organism: Clonostachys solani
Lineage: Eukaryota; Fungi; Ascomycota; Sordariomycetes; Hypocreales; Bionectriaceae
Source: the annotation of a GenBank genome assembly
AUGGCUCCUCCAAAGCCAUUAGUUAUUCUUCCCAAUCAUGAGAAGUCAUGGGCUAGAACUAUCAGACAAAACCGCCGUUCACUUCCCGGGACGAACCCCUCCACCGUGUCCCUCAACAACCUUCAGCAGCAUCUAAACUUGGCUUCAAAGGUCACGCUCCCGGACUGGUUGUUGCUGAAGGCUCUGUUCAUCAAGGAAGGCAAAAGCCCAACCCCCACCAACCUCUUUGGCGAGGAAAUCGGGGCCUCUCUUGAAAAGGAAUGCCGUCUGCAUCUUCAAGGUCAACGUUGGUGGCCAGCACUUGAGUCAAAGAACGGAGACGCUGAAGCCUGGUAUAUCAUGGGGCCGUGGAGGAUGUCCCAGCUUGAUUUUCAGGAAGAGGCGGAUAUUCGGCUCAACAAACCUUCAACUGGUGGCCGGCACGACGCUUUUGGCAUCGAGCCCACCGACGCCUACAUCGAACCCGCCGAGAGCUCAGGUGGUAAAUUGAGAAUUAAGAACGAUACUCGCGUCCCGAGGCGUAUUUCACCAUAUAAGACCAUUGUAAACGCAGCGCUUGUGCACCUGUUGCAGGGAAUCAGCCUCAACCACCCCGAUGUUGAUCCCGAAUUCAAAUGGACAAUUAUUCACCGAGAUUUUGAAGUUUCCCAGCUCCGACAUAGCGACAACGAGGACAAACGCAAGAACAUCAUGACGGCAAAUGUGCACGGCUUUCUCCAUGUCAUCGAACCAGACAAACGUGCAACACAUUGUGACACCUUGUGUAUCCUCGAGACGAAGCCUGUCCGCCGGAAGGUAGAGCCCGUUUCCAUCGCAAUGGCGGAGGCUGUCAAAAUGGCAGCCUGGAUUUCAACUGAACACGAGCUUGGCCUGUUGCCAAGCUUCCAAUCGGACGAUUCGAGCCAAGUGAAACGGAGGCUUCUCGUCUCCCAGAAUUUAGACGAGAUCUGUAUAACAGUUGCUGAGUACGAUGAGGAAUACGUUCGCUACAUCGCCAACAAAUCGUCUUCGAACGCGAGCUCAGUCAGAGCGCGGCGCAACAACCAACGGGGGCAACACGGGCAGAGGGAAUAUGAGCAUGAGGUGGAAAGUCCGAAUGAUGAGCACGACCCUCAGAGCCGGGUUCGCGAUACUCAGAACGAUGAUGCGACCGGGCGUGAUGAGACCAACGAAACGAACAAAUACCCACGACACAAUAAGGAGGAUGCUAUUGAGCAGGCGAAUAUUGGUGACAAUACCCUUGAAGAUGAUGAGAGCAAUGGGCUUGAAAGCUUUGAGUAUAACGAGCACGGCGAAGAUGACGGCUCUGAACCGUACGACCCCGAUACGUUUACGCCAGGCUUCCUCACGAUGAGGCAAUUUCCUCCCAUCCGGAUCAUCGACGACGACAAUAUUGGUGACCUUAUGGUCCUUUUGCUGUCCAUCACAGUCUGGCUCUGUAGAGAGCACAAGCGCUCCGUUGCACCCCAGUAA